UGCUUACCAUAUUUGAACGCUACACGUUUUCACUAUCAGCUUUCCUUCUCCGCCAUCACUACGAAGCUUCCAAGUCAAUCACCAAGUCCUCCUUCUUGACUUUCUCUCUCCUCUCCUCUUUUGACCUUUCUCCAAAAACAUAUUAUAAGAAAAUAAUUAAAUUUUGGACUUUUCCUCUCUCUCUCUCUACCUUCUUCCGUCGUCCACCAAACCGUGUGGUUGAAUCACUCAUUCUCCCGCUUCCGCAGCAGCAGCGGAGACAACGGCGGCGGCGGCGGAGGAGUCCAGAUGACGCAUCCGGCGGGAGUUAACCUCGACAAGUUCUUCGAAGACGUCGAAUCCGUCAAAGAAGAGCUGAAGGAGCUAGAUCGGCUCAACGACACGCUCCGAUCCUCUCACGAGCACAGCAAGACGCUUCACAAUGCCGAAGCCGUCAAGGAUCUCCGUUCCAAGAUGGACGCUGACGUCGGAGUGGCUCUGAAGAAAGCGAAGAUGAUCAAGGUGAAACUCGAGGCGCUCGAUCGCUCCAACGCCGCUAAUCGGAGCCUUCCCGGAUGUGGACCUGGAUCCUCGUCGGAUCGUACACGGACGUCUGUUCUCAAUGGUUUGAGGAAGAAGCUGAAGGAUUCGAUGGAUAGUUUCAACCGCUUGAGGGAGCUGAUCUCGUCUGAGUAUAGGGAUACUGUGCAGAGGAGGUACUUCACUGUCACCGGAGAGAAUCCGGAUGAGAGGACUUUGGAUCGGUUGAUCUCUACAGGAGAAAGUGAGAGAUUCUUGCAGAAAGCAAUACAAGAACAAGGAAGAGGACGUGUCUUAGACACCAUCAACGAGAUCCAAGAGAGGCAUGACGCUGUUAAAGACAUUGAGAAAAAUCUCAGGGAGCUUCACCAAGUGUUUCUCGACAUGGCGGUGCUGGUCGAGCACCAGGGAGCUCAGCUCGACGACAUCGAGAGCCACGUGGGCAGAGCUAGCUCCUUUAUCCGAGGUGGAACUGAGCAGCUGCAGACCGCUCGGGUUUACCAGAAGAACACCCGUAAAUGGACAUGUAUCGCUAUUCUCAUUCUCAUCAUUAUCAUAGUUGUUGUGGUUCUUGCUGUCGUUAAACCAUGGAACAACGGAGGUGGUGGCGGCGGUGGUGGUGGAGGUCAGCCAACUUCAGGUCAAGGGUCACCACCAAAUCCUCCUCAGGCAAGGCGUCUUCUAUUGCGUUGAAGUGAGUUUCGUAAUUUGCAAAUCUAUUCUUUCUUUGAAACCUUUUUAAUCAAACCAGUAGAAUAUUUCCUUUGUAUCUAUCUAUGAUGCUAUGUUGCUAUUAUUUGGUGCACUUUAUAUGAUUUUGUGUUUUUCUU
Messenger RNA from Brassica napus (rape), 1349 nucleotides. RefSeq names its product syntaxin-121. The record is from RefSeq and is a predicted model, not a curated record. Gene Ontology annotation, biological process: exocytosis; intracellular protein transport; vesicle fusion. Gene Ontology annotation, cellular component: endomembrane system; SNARE complex; plasma membrane. NCBI's taxonomy places the organism in Eukaryota, Viridiplantae, Streptophyta, Magnoliopsida, Brassicales, Brassicaceae. Gene Ontology annotation, molecular function: SNAP receptor activity; SNARE binding. The coding region runs from base 289 to 1212 and encodes 307 amino acids. The transcript has 3 exons.